AUGAUGGCAAGAACGCCAGAUAGUGCUAAUUUUAUAACAUUUCUUCAAUUUUUAUUUGUAACUAUACAAGGUGCUAUUUUUUUUAAAAUACGUUUGUUCCAACCAAAAAUACCCAUAAGGCAAUAUUUUAUUUUAAUAUCUUUAUUUUUUGUUACAAGUGUUGCAAAUAAUUAUGUGUAUGCUUUGCAUGUGCCCUCCACUCUUCAUAUGAUUAUAAGAUCUGCCUCUUCACCAGCCAGUAUGUUAGUAUCUUGGUAUGUAAAAAACCAACGACCAAGAACAAAUGCAAUGAUAGGUUCGGUCAUUUUAAGUAUUGGAGUAUCUCUAGCUAUGUAUGGUGGUGCAAGUGUGGUUGAAGACAAGGAUGGGAAGUUAAUGCACUGGUGUCUUGGGGUUGUUAUACUUUUAUCGAUGUUGAUUGUUGGAGCGUUUGUAGGUUUACAGCAGGAGAUACUAUACUCUAAAUAUGGGAAGCAUCCUGAAGAGAUGCUCUUCUACACUCAUGCACUACCAAUGCCUUUAUUCUUAGGAAUAUAUUCACAACUCUACAACAUUGUAUUUAGCCUCACAUCUAUCUGUUGGUUAAUUAUUAUUUUAAAUACUGUUUCUCAAUUCCUAUGCACACAUUCCGUCCAUGAAUUAGCAACUAAAGAAACAUCUAUGACUGUCACUUUUAUAUUAACUAUAAGAAAAUUUGUUUCUCUCCUUAUAUCAUCCAUAGUUUUUAAGAAUAAUUUAACUUUGUUCCAUGUUUUUGGGACAGUUUUUGUUGUGACUGGUACAUAUUUCUAUUUUGAUUUUUUUACUUCAAGAAAACAAAGGCCUGUGAGUUCAAAAGAUAGUACAUAUAAGUUAGAUACAAAAAGGGAU
Molecule: messenger RNA, 870 nt
Organism: Brenthis ino (lesser marbled fritillary)
Lineage: Eukaryota; Metazoa; Arthropoda; Insecta; Lepidoptera; Nymphalidae
Source: the annotation of a GenBank genome assembly